Sesamum indicum (sesame) is the source of this 1238-nucleotide messenger RNA. Its product is annotated as serine/threonine-protein kinase Aurora-1. Gene Ontology annotation, molecular function: ATP binding; protein kinase activity. The record is from RefSeq and is a predicted model, not a curated record. Gene Ontology annotation, biological process: protein phosphorylation. NCBI's taxonomy places the organism in Eukaryota, Viridiplantae, Streptophyta, Magnoliopsida, Lamiales, Pedaliaceae.
ACGCCAAUAAAGACCAACAAAACCCCUUUCUCUCUCUACUUCAAAUCAGAACGCAGCAUUCCGGCUCAUCACACCGUUCGCCUCUCUCUCUUUCUCUCUUCUCACAUUCUGCGUGUGUGAGUGUGUAUAUUUUCAGGAAUGGGGAUCGCGACGGAGGCUCAACAAGAACACAAGGCUUCUUCUGAGAGCACAGCGGCAGAAAAAAAGAGGUGGACUCUAAAUGACUUCGACAUAGGAAAGCCUCUUGGCAGAGGAAAGUUUGGACAUGUAUAUUUUUCCAGAGAAAAGAAGAGCAAUCACAUUGUGGCACUAAAGGUGUUGUUCAAGAGCCAGCUCAAACAGUCUCAGGUUGAGCACCAGCUUCGUCGGGAGGUUGAAAUACAGAGCCAUCUUCGACAUCCUAACAUAUUACGACUCUACGGCUACUUUUAUGAUCAGAAACGAGUUUAUUUGAUUCUGGAAUAUGCUGCCAAGGGAGAACUCUACAAAGAGCUACAAAAGUGCAAAUACUUCAGCGAAAGGCGUGCUGCAACAUAUGUUGCAUCAUUAGCUCGGGCACUCAUAUAUUGCCAUGGAAAGCACGUAAUACAUCGAGAUAUCAAACCAGAGAAUCUUUUGGUUGGAGCACAGGGUGAGCUGAAAAUUGCAGAUUUCGGUUGGUCCGUUCACACUUUCAAUCGCAGGCGGACUAUGUGUGGGACUUUAGAUUAUCUUCCACCGGAGAUGGUGGAAAGUGUGGAGCAUGAUGCAAAUGUGGACAUAUGGAGCCUUGGUGUCCUGUGCUACGAGUUUCUCUAUGGGGUGCCCCCUUUUGAAGCAAAGGAGCAUUCAGACACAUACAGGAGGAUUAUCCAAGUGGAUUUAAAAUUUCCUCCAAAACCAAUUGUGUCUUCAGCUGCAAAGGAUCUCAUAAGUCAGAUGCUCGUCAAGGAUUCUUCACAGCGUCUGCCUCUACACAAGCUACUUGAGCAUCCAUGGAUUGUGCAAUAUGCUGAUCCCUCUGGCGUUUACAAGGGUUGAUUGAUGCUUUAACUGCUUUGUUGCCAUUAUCAACCAAAUAUUAAGUCUUAAGCCUGUUCUCAGUAGGCUUUUACUCUGAUGUAAAGUAUAAGUUCCUGUUGUGUCAACCAGACGAGGAGAUUAUGUUAUUCUUUCCAACAUAUACUGCAAGUAGCAGCAUCUAUGGUCAAAUGUUUGUCGAAAUUCAUUAAUGAAUAAUAGAAGUUGAAUUCUUCUAA